CUGUGGUUACAGAUAGUUCCAGUGUUACUUUUGGAUCAAAAGAAACAACUUUACAUUUUCUUAAUGAAACAAAUGGCGAAGUACUCUCUAGGCAUCACUUUCCUGCUACUCAGACAAAAAGCGAAGUGCCCUUGGUUGAAGAGAAGUUAGUUGCAUCAGAGAUUGCGGCUGCUGAUGGCUAUAUUAUGCUUGUGAGGACAGAUUACAGUCUGAAGUCAAUAGCUUUACCUUCAAAUCCUACUCAAAUCACUCUAGGUGCAGAUAAGCCUUUAUGGCAACUUUCUCGUUCUGACAUUCGUGCUAUGUAUAUCAAGAAAGGGCAAUCUUUUAGUUCAAAUAUGGGUGAUAAACUUGCAUUGUCCUCUUCUUCUCAGAUACAGGUACCCGUGCACAUUCUGCCUAUGGCUAGUAAAAUGAGAGGAGCCAUUGAUAAAGAUCUUAUGCUCCCUUCAGCAUCUUAUCCUGCUUAUGCACAACAUGGCACUCGAGAAAUGCUAAUGCUGCCGAUGAAUCCUGUUGUUGCAAAGAGUGUUUCUGAGGAUUUUCACUCUCCUGUUAGAAAUGACAAGAUGCAAGAACUGCUUGAUGACGGGCAUUCAUCUUCUGGUUCCUCAAGUGCCAUAUCUGAUACUGCAAAGAACCUAUUAGAAUAUUCUGCUGAUAAACGAAGUAUUGGGGAGGUAUUUUGUGAACCUGGUAGCCUUCAAUCCCAAUCUGGUGAUAAAUGUCGAGACGACAAUACUUCAAGCAUACCACUGAACAUAAAUAAAGACGCAAAUAGCCAGAUAAUGAAAUAUGACCAUACUCAGACAAAAACGUCCAAUGAGAUGCUUGCUGGACUUGCUUAUGGAAUACUUUUGUUGGUUGCAGUCACAUUGUCUUUCAUCAUUCUUGUAUUAUUGCUUCUUAAGUUAAAAAGAGCGGUCAGACAUGAUGUACAAAUGAAUGACUUGAAAGGGAAACAGUCUAUAUCUCCGAAGAAGAGGAAAGCUAGAAGAGCUGGAGGUGUGAAAAAUAAUGUGAUUGUCAGUAACUCUAACAAUGUUAUUUCAUCCUUAGAGUCUGAUACUAACGGCCAUACACAUGCCGAAAAAUAUUGGUCACAGUUGUUCAAUAGGAAGGUUACUGCUGAGAGCCCUCUCGACGGACGUUGGGUCGGGAAGCUUUUUGUAUCAAAUUCAGAAAUCGGUAGAGGAAGCAAUGGAACCGUUGUCCUUGAAGGAGUUUAUGAUGGUCGUCGUGUUGCUGUUAAACGCCUUUUGUGCGCACAUCAUGAUGUGGCACUUAAGGAGAUUCAGAAUCUGAUUGUUUCUGAUCGGCACCCAAAUAUUGUCCGGUUGUAUGGGGUAGAACAAGAUUUAGAUUUUGUUUAUAUCUCAUUGGAGCUGUGUUCUUGCAGCCUGAGCGAUCUAAUUCAGUCAUGUGCAGAUUCUUCAAUGCAUCCAACAGAUUGUGGAGAUCAAACUAUAGUAUCAAAAAAGGAGCAUUGUGGGAAAAGUACCAACAAGGAUCUUGAGCUGUGGAGAGAAAAUGGGUUUCCUUCUUCUCAGCUCUUAAAAGUGAUGAGGGAUGUGGUAGCUGGUCUUGCUCAUUUGCAUGAACUUGGAAUUAUACAUCGGGAUAUGAAGCCCCAAAAUGUUUUAAUAAGCACUGAUGGGUUGCUGAAUGCAAAAGUUUCUGAUAUGGGUAUUAGUAAACGCCUUCUGGAGGAUAUGUCUUCCUUAACCCACCAUGCAACGGGAUGCGGUAGCUCUGGGUGGCAAGCUCCAGAACAACUUCUUUGUGGGCGUCAGACACGUGCAGUAGAUUUAUUCAGUUUAGGAUGUAUUCUAUUCUUUUGUAUUACAAAAGGCAGACAUCCAUUUGGCACUCAUAUUGAGCGGGACUCGAACAUCGUCAACAACCGAAUUGACCUGUUCUUGGUGGACCAUAUGCCUGAAGCUUGGGAUCUUCUGUCUCGGUUGUUAAAUCAUGAUCCAAAUCUGAGGCCAAGUGCAGCAGAAGUACUGCAUCACCCUUUCUUCUGGAAUUCUGAGAUGCGAUUAACAUUUCUUAGAGAUACUAGUGACCGUGUUGAGUUAAAAGAUAGAGAAGGUGGAUCUCAACUCCUGAAAGCAUUAGAAAAUGUUGCAUCUGAAGCAUUUGGUGGGAAAUGGGGUGACAAGUUAGAUGUUGCAUUCAUCACAGACAUGGGACGAUAUAGAAAGUAUAAAUUUGAAUGCACGCGUGAUCUUCUUCGCGUAAUAAGGAACAAGUUAAAUCAUUACAGGGAACUGCCAGAAAAGCUUCAGGCAAUUCUUGGACCAGUACCAGAAGGGUUCGAUAGUUAUUUCUCAAGUAGAUUUCCAAAGCUCCUGAUCGAAGUUUACAAAGUAGUGCACAGAUACUGUAGAGAAGAAGACUCUUUCAGCAAAUACUUUCCGAGUAACUUAAUUUAAUUUGGUGAAUACCUUAUUGUCGAUCUAUAAUAUCUGAUGUAAGGUUUUGUUCAAAUAACGCAAUUUACACUAUUUAUUCAGUGAUUGUGAUUAUUAAUGUACAUAUGUAACUUGUGUACUUUACUGAACUUCUAACAUUGUAUUUUCAUAAAUGACAUGUAACUUUAUGUAUAUUAUGUAAAUGGUACGCUUUUGGGACUGGUUUGUGUAUCUGGAUGACUUGAGCUUUUUAUUUUA
This is a messenger RNA of Asparagus officinalis (garden asparagus), 2675 nucleotides long. Its product is annotated as serine/threonine-protein kinase/endoribonuclease IRE1. The record is from RefSeq and is a predicted model, not a curated record. Gene Ontology annotation, cellular component: IRE1-TRAF2-ASK1 complex. The transcript has 5 exons. The coding region runs from base 186 to 2438 and encodes 750 amino acids. Gene Ontology annotation, biological process: IRE1-mediated unfolded protein response; protein phosphorylation; intrinsic apoptotic signaling pathway in response to endoplasmic reticulum stress. Gene Ontology annotation, molecular function: ATP binding; RNA endonuclease activity; protein serine/threonine kinase activity. Lineage: Eukaryota; Viridiplantae; Streptophyta; Magnoliopsida; Asparagales; Asparagaceae.